AUGUGGUUUGGAAAGAAGGGAAAGUUAAGCCCAAGGUUUAUAGGCCCUUUCGAGAUUUUAGAUAGAGUUGGGGCUGUGACUUAUAGGAUAGCUCUACCAUCAAACCUUGCCGUCGUUCACAACGUGUUCCACGUAUCUAUGCUGCGAAGGUACACCCCAUACCCUACUCAUGUUAUUGAACAUGAAACCCUUCCUCUUCGGGAAGAUCUGUCCUACGAGGAAAGACCCAGUAGAAUCCUGGCAAGAGACACUAAGCGACUGUGCAACAAAGUUAUCCCCUUGGUGAAAGUCGCAUGGGGUAACCAUCGAAACGAGGAGGCAACCUGGGAACAAGAAGAUGAUGGAAGAUCCUCCUCUGAUUUUGUGAGGAAAUCGGACGAAACGUCGAGAUUUGAGAACCUUUCCAAGAACGGUAAGGAUGUUAUCGGACUUCUUUCCGACGCUCAUAACUCGUUGUAUGAUUAA
Cucurbita moschata (crookneck pumpkin) is the source of this 465-nucleotide messenger RNA. RefSeq lists its product as uncharacterized. The record is from RefSeq and is a predicted model, not a curated record. The transcript is spliced from 2 exons. Bases 1 to 465 code for a protein of 154 amino acids. NCBI's taxonomy places the organism in Eukaryota, Viridiplantae, Streptophyta, Magnoliopsida, Cucurbitales, Cucurbitaceae.